This is a messenger RNA of Phanerochaete carnosa HHB-10118-sp, 276 nucleotides long. RefSeq lists its product as uncharacterized. The transcript has a single exon. The record is from RefSeq and is a predicted model, not a curated record. Bases 31 to 228 code for a protein of 65 amino acids. NCBI's taxonomy places the organism in Eukaryota, Fungi, Basidiomycota, Agaricomycetes, Polyporales, Phanerochaetaceae.
GACUUUAGUGCUCUGCAGAGCCUCAGCUGCAUGUACUGCCCCGAGGCGCACCUCGACAUCUACUGCGCAUACGGGGCGCACGCGGAGCUUUGCUCGUUGUUCAUUUGCCAACACAAGGAUUAUAACCUCAAACACACCAGUCGGCAGGAGUCAGAGGGACUUGCUGUUCACUCAAGCCUGAGGAGGCACUGGUUCCUGAUGCAGUGCCGCCUGAAUAGUGUAGAGUGAGUGAUAGCACUGUUAUGCUACUGUAUCGAUAGCUGUCAUAAUAUAUGC